GUACCGUAUUGUCGAAUGGGCGGUGGAUGGGUGGGGGGGAAUAAAACCCAAACGAAGCGAAAUUCCUGAAAAACCGCACGGAUCAUAAUAUUAUUGAUGAUUAACGGGUGUUAAAGUUCACGGGUCCGCGUCAUCGUACGAAGUUUGAUCGUUCGUUACUCGCGUCGUUGGCCGAAUCCACUGUUAUUAUCAUUACUUUGUUACGGUUUUAACGGGCGUCCAAGUUUCGACUGAAUCCAUAUAAAUACCGUAGACGUCAUUCGGAUCGACAGUACACCUUUUUUUUAUCGUCCGGCGCGUAAAAUCGUCGCGAAACGUUACGAAACAAACGGUUUUUUUUUUUUUUUUUUUUUUUUUUAAUGAAUGGAACAUUAAAAAAACAUUUAUAAAAAAAAUUGUUUUUUUUUUUAUUUUAUCACCGUCGUCCCCGUCGUUUAUUAUUCUGACCUUUGCGCUCGGUGUAAUAAAUCGCGUAUUACUCUUUUUUUUUUUCUUUUUUUUUUACUACUCUGUCUACAUCAGCCGCGCAACGUAUCGCACGGAAAUCCGCGUUGCGCUUCUCGCAAUCGUCCGUCGUUCGGCAUCUGAAGCGUACGCUAGUCGCGUUGACGACAUGACGUUACGAGGAGUUUUUUGCUUUUAAUCGUUUUACACAAUAUAUAAUUCGUAGACGAGUUUCGCGAUAAAAAAAAAAAAAAAAAAAAAACAAAUAUCCGCGUCUGAAAUUUGCGUGGCGCAACGGGAAACCGCGAUUAACAAUAACAUUAUAGUAUUUUUUCUAAUUUUUUUUUUCCUUGUUAAUUUUUCACCGAAAUAACGAUCGGCCACGAUGUUCAACAGCACGGGCAAUUUACUCCUGCAGACCAUGCUGUACUUGGCCCAGACGGAAAACAUCACUUUUCCGUUGAACUACACCGCCCAAGUCAACAACGUCACUCUGGAAGGCGACAGUCAGUACCUCCAUAAUAUUAAUAUAAUAUUAAUAUUUUUUGCAGGCCGACACCUAGCCCCCUCCCCCCACUUUACCCGAGAACAUAUGUAAACGUGUUGCACUUAAAUCCGCAAAAAAAAAAAAAAAAAAAACACUUAAUAACGUCAAAAUAACUCUGAAAAAAGCACUUUAAAAAUAUUUGAAAAAAAAAAACAAAAACGGUAAAAGGGUUUAAAUGUCCCUCGUUGAACGGUUUCAACUUAUUAAAUACAAUUUCCUAACACUGCACAAAUUAUUAUCCCAGAGUUAUUUUCAUUACAAUAACGUACAAUCUUAUUAUUUUUUUAUUAUAAUCAUUCGUGUCGUUUUAAAAUAUUGUAUUUAAUAAUUUAGAGUCGUUAAACAGAGGACCUUUAAAACCUUCUACCAUUAGUUCUUCUAAUAUUUUUGUUCAGGAAUUUUUUAUGAGUUUCAAGUGCAUUCAGUCCCGAGCCCUAAUUAUAAUAAAUCGACUUUCGAUUCUGGAAAUCAGCACUAGAUACGAUUUUACGGGUAGUACGCGACAGGCGGAUAUGUUUGCAAGUACGACCAGUGGGGGGAAGGGGCGAAAAAUUAAAUGUGUAUACUCGCCCAAAAUAUGUUCGACUACCCCCCUUAGGACUUAUCGGAAACCAAACCUCGGCUAAAAACCUGAUGAUGCAUUAGUGUAUCUUAAAUAAUUGUUCAAAGGUUUUAGCGGAGAAGAUUUUCCCGGUUUCGCAUUUUUUUUAUAAUAUUAUCAAAAUGCACGAGGUCUCAGAUAUCUCUUUCUAAGAAUGACGAAUGAUUAUCCGCGAGACAACGCUAAUACAAUUCCAAUAAUGUUACGAUAGAAUCACUGCCUCCUACACGGUUAAGAGUUAUAUGUCUCGUAUUAUAUAUUGAAUAUGAGUUUUUUAUGACCAAGGAUCAAUUGACUGUAUUGACAUGUUUUUUUUUUUUUUAAUGACGCUCAAGCAAUUAACGAGCUUAGGAUAUCUUGCUAAUUAUUUCUGAUCUACUGGUCUAUAAGCCUUGGCCACAAAACACUCGUGUAAAUCAUAACCGCGGCUGUAAUUCAUAUUCAUAUUCAUUCGUAUUAACAUUUUAUCGCGAUAAUCGGUUUUUUUUUUUUUCACAUUUUACGCAGUAGAAAAAGGAGGUACGGUGAACAGUUAAACAGUGACGGGGUUCGUUUUUGUUUUUGUACGUGUAAUCUACAACGUCCCCCUAUGUUUAAUUCGCCGAUUCGACCGCGAAAUAUUAUCACAUCCGUAAUCAUGUUUACAUACAGUAACCUACUAAACCCGUCUGACUUUUAGAGCCGGCCGUACAUCGAAAAAACUGCAAUAAUAUUAUACCCGAGUAGCUAACGGCGCGCGGCGGUCUAACGAAUUAGCGUUUGGCUAUUAUUGUUCUAUCGUCCGGGACACGAGCGACGAUCGAUUUCGUUUCGAUUACAGUUUAACUAUAUUUUUUGUUUUUUUUUAUAUAACAAUGUUACAACGUUAUGCAAUCUAUUUUGUUUUUAUGCAAAUAUUGUUAUUUGUAACGUUAUCGCAAGUCGUCUUAAACUGUGGACCUAUACUGCAGCGGUUCGUGUAGAGCUACGGAAAUUAUAAAAUAUAAUACUACCACGUGUCCGGUUCGGCUCAGGGUCCACGCACGCUUGGUUCCAUUAAUUAUAUUGUGAAAUUAAUUGUAAUAAUUGUGAAGUGCCUACACGCCGCUUUUAGAACAGUUUCCUAUAGAGCGGUUUGCAAUGAAUCGAUUUUGCUAAUUGCGGAAUUUCAUAAAACAAUCGAUCUAAAAUAUUUGUACUCAUUAUACUCACCUAUAUACGCGGUACAAAUGUACAAUGGGUUAUUAAAAACACGUUAGUAAAGCAUAAUAAUCUUAGACGUUAAUAGGUAAGAGAUACCCAACCAAUGAUCAUUGUGAAUCACCGAAACCAUAACUAAUGGCUUGUAAUAUUUAUUUAGUUUUUGACAUAAAUUUCUUGUGUGGGGGUGGGGUCAAAAAAAAAAAUCGUGUAUCAAAAAAAAAAAAAAAAUGCAACGUUUUUCGGUUCAAACAAUCAAAAGGAACGCGAUAACAAAUUCCCGCUGUGAAGGGAUGUGUGCGAGAAACUAAGCGACAUAAUAUUUCGCGAGGUGAAAAAUAAUGGAAUGACAUGUGUACCUGCUGUUGUAUGUACACAUUCGAUUCAUUCGAACAUUCCGACGUUGAAAAAAUGUGCAAACACAAAAUUGUAUUUCGCACUAUCCGUAUCGUAAAUCAUUAUUCGUUACUUGCAAUUAUUUGUUGAUAAAAAUAAAUAAACCUCAAGAUCUGAGCAUAGCAUUGGUAAUAUGUUUUAUGGCCUGCCGCAAGACAUGUUAAUGACAUUUUGUUUUAUUCCAAAUGGGGAACAUUUUUUUCCCUUCUCUUUUCUGCAUUUUAUUUUUCUUUUAGACAUUUAUACUUUCAACGACGCCGGUCUUGGACCGAUUUAGAAACAAAGCUGCAUAUAGAAUCAAAUAACAACAUGAUUCGUUUGAACAAAUAAUAUUAAUCGAACCCUUUAUCCUGACUAUUUGGGAGCGGCCCAAACUUUGCUCCUACGUUGUCUUAAUCUGACGGUCUCCCGCGUCAUCUAUUUAUGCGCACACCGGCUAUCUUCAUAUUAUAAUACCAUUACUGUUAAACGCGUCCUUUUCGGUUUGCCUAUAUUUACCCUCCGGCCACUUCCCAACCAUAUUCGUCCGUAAACUCAUUAUUUCAACAUCCGGACUCGUCUUCUCUUAUCACGUCGUGCCCGAACCGCCUCAGCCUAUUCUCUCUCGGUUUUUCAAUUAGAUAUCGAAACAACUACCUGACUGUUCCUCGUACUGCAUUCUCUCUGGUGACGAGUUUAUACGUCCGCCUGUUGAUUUAUCAGAACCAUAGGCGUAAUAUUCAAUAUUUUACUUGGAGGUGCUUUACACUUUUAAUUGAACAUGCCUGUAGGUACUCCCUGUUUCAAAUACAAAUAAAGUAUAUUACUUUGUGUGGUGUUAUAAUAUAACAUAAGUAAUGUAUUGAUUUUUUUUAUCUCAGCCGUUUUCCUACAUUUUAUAUGUAUAACAACAUUUAAGUACCCGUAUAUUUAUAAUUUUAACCGCCAAUUUGAAAUUGUAAAUUUGUCCGGUCGUUAGACUGUUCAUUGGACAAAUCCUGUUCAGUAUAAAUUGAAUGAUCCGUGAGAUAGAUCUAUCUAUUAUAAUCUAAACGGCAUUAGUAAUUGGUUCUCCUACUCUCCUUCAGUUAGUUAAUUUAGAGCUACUGAUCGCGCCAUUGCUCCGUUCUCAAUUCCUAUUUGCCCAACAGAUUAUACUUAAAUGACUACUAACCCGUCGCAUGAGGCCGGCCAACCUUGACACUUUCAUCGCCCGUUUAUUUCAACUGCUACUUAUUGCCGACUAAUUGAUGUUCUAUUUUCUGUGCUUAUCGUAUAAUUAUCGUUUAAAAUUUAAAUACCAAAACUAUACGUUGAAAUUGGGUUUCGGCCCGUUAAUAAAUUAAAACAAUUUUUUCGAGGGGCUAAUUUUCAUAUUGGAGGAUCUAUCGGUUACGGCCGAAACAAUACUUGACUCGUUAUAUUGUUGUAUUGCAGACGUGGAAGUUAAAUGUUACGGCGAGUACGGGUGUUUCUCCGUGGCCGGCCCGUGGUACGACGAAUCUUCGCGACCGGUAAACAUGUUCCCGGAGCGUCCCGAGAAGAUAGCGCCGAAGUAUUGCCUGAACACGCGGAGUAACCGGAACACGUGCCAGUAUCUGGACCACAAGAACCCGGACACGGUGAUCUUGUCCAACCUGAUACCGUCCAUGCCCACGUACUUUAUCACGCACGGGUUCCUGGAGGGUGGCGACCGUCCGUGGCUCAAGGAAAUAUCCCGGCAGAUACUGCGCCGGUACGAUUCCAACGUGAUAAUUAUUGACUGGGAACGAGGGUCCGGAUCGCCGUACACACAGGCCGUGGCCAACAUAAGGUUGGUGGGCCGGAUAACGGCGCAUCUGAUAAACGUAAUGCGAGUACGUAUACAAUAUAAUAUUAUGAUACGUAUUUUAUAAGGGCGAUACUAAUAUUACGAUAUCUGCAGUAAAAUCGGCCGCUUGAAGGCCGUCUCUUAAGCUCUCUUAGACUGAGGGAAACGGAGAUAAAACGUAAUACGUGAUUAUACCGAUCACGGCAUAACUGGGCAAUGUUAAGCGAUGGCGGUAGCCAAAAGAAACGAAAACCAUCGUAACUCGAUAGAUAUCUAAACAUCGAAUAUUGAUAGGUUUUGGGUUAUGGAGCCUGGUGCCAGUUUUUUAAAUUUUCAUCAAUUUUGAAAAAUUUAAAAAUGAUUUUUAACACUUCAAAUGCUAACUUAAAGAUAAGAUUUUUCUACUACCCGAUAUCCAUUUAGGGAGAAGGGGUGUACCCGUUUUUAUUGACAAAAAUUUCUUUGCGGCAAUAGGGAAGUCGCAUUGUUAACAUAAUAUUGUGUCUACCAUUUUGUUUUUAAUUGAUAAGCAACAACAUUAGCUGUAGAACGCUACAGCCCGCAUUCAACUUUGAUUUUUGAUUUAAAAUUUUUUUAAGACAUUUUAUAGAGUUUUGAAAAAAAAAAAAAUGCGGUCCGCAAAAAAGUGGACCGCUCUUUUGUCAUUGUAAAAACAUCUAAAUGAUACACCUAUAUCAUAACCAACACUUCAGCCGUAUAAUUAUCUCAGAACUCGUAUACGAUUUAAAUUUUAAAAUUCAAAAUGACUGUGUUACUUAAUCCAUUUUAAUGUGGUGAAAUUCGGUAUGCUAUUGCGAAAUAAAAUAUCCUCUGCUAUGCCCAUCCCUGGGCACGUGUCUACCUCGCCUAUACGUUAAUCCGGGGCCUGCAUCUUGCGUAUGGCAAUACAAGAUAACGGACCAUUUAACGAUUGCCAUUAAACGCGGUAUAUUACGUGUAUAUAUAUAGACAGAACUCGGUUUAAACGUCGCCAACAUCCAUCUGAUCGGCCACAGUUUGGGAUCGCAUCUCUGCGGUUACGUGGGAAGCAUAAUGCAAACGAAUUAUGGAGUGACAGUAGGCCGAAUUUCCGGGCUGGAUCCAGCCGAACCUCACUUCAGCCAGACCGACCCGAUAAUCCGAUUGGACCCGUCGGACGCCAUGUACGUGGACAUCAUACACACGGAUUCCAAGCCGUUUAUCAAAGGAGGCGAAUUAGGUACGGUAUGCACGAGAUUUUUUUGGAUUUUUUUUUUUUUUUUUUAAACCUAGGUAUACACUAGGCUUUUAUAUAUAAUAUUAUAUAUACAGUUACCCGUUCAUAUUAUUGUCAUUGCAAAUAAUAUCGUUACACGCGAUUUGAUUUGUCGCAGGUCUGGGCAUGAGUUCGCCGAUUGGUCAUAUGGAUUUCUAUCCUAACGGAGGUGAAAAACAACCGGGAUGCAACCACGGCAUGAUGAAAUACAUAAACCGCGAGAACGGCAGUUUUUACCAGGGUAUGAGAAGAUUUUUGGCCUGUGAUCACGUCAGAGCGCACGAGUAUUUCAACGAAUCUAUAAAUACGCAAUGCAACUUUGUGGCCAUCGAAUGCGAUUCUUACGAAGAAUUCUUGAACGGAGAGUGUUUUUCGUGUUUAAGCGAAUCGGUUCGUAUUAUAAAAAUAUCAUAAUAUUGCUAAAAAUUCUCGACGCAUUUACUAUCUCAAAAAAAAAAAUUAACUUUUUUCGGAAUUAAUUAAUUCGACGGUUUCAAUCGAGCUUUUUAUAUUCCAUUGUUAGCCUCACACUUGCGUUGUAUGCUAAAUUUAUACUCAUACCGAAAUCGGUAAUACUUCCAUCGUUGCAGUGCCCUACGAUUAUUACUGUCGCUUCUUCUAUUAACAAUAUUAUUGUCUUGUUUUCGUAAUAAAUUAAAAAAUCGUAAAUUUUACGACUUGAUUGUCCUCCAUUGAAAUGCCUAUUAUAUUGUUUAUAGGAACAACACGUUUUAUGAAAUUUCGUAAUAUUAUUAUCUUAAACUGAUUUAAAAUUACAUUAUUUAUUUUAUUUAUUUUUUUUUUCAGAACCCCGAAGGAAAAAUCUGCGCAGAAAUGGGUAUGCGGUCUUUGGGCCAUUGGAAAAAAUUCGCACACAUAAUUUCUAGUUUCAGUGAACCGAAUACAUUUCCACACGUAAAAUUAUACACUAUAACCAAUCCGGAACAACCAUUUUGCAGUGAGUAUACCUAACUACGACAGUGUUGAUAGCGUACAGUUAAAACAAAUCGGACUUUGUUCAAAGAACUUUAGCAACCAUCACGUAAAUCACGAACUCUCAUAAUAUCUCACGUGAAACGAUCGAUAAUCACGCCAACCAAAUUUGUGCCAUUAGCGACUCUAAUCAUAAUAUCGCAUAUUGUAUACGAUUCCUCCAUAACAAAAAUGAUAAAUAAACGUUCGGUUUUGUUAUUCCGAUAUUUUCUGUUUCUCAAAACGAACAAUAUAUAUUAUCAUUUAUGUUUCAGCGUAUUUAUAUCGGGCGACGUUGAAUCUGGCGAAUUCGCAAGAGAGCAAAGACCACGGCGGUGAAGUGGGAAAUUUUUUGAUACAAAUCGAAGGAACCAACUCCAGGACAAAACUCAUAAACGUAUUCCAGUGAGUAAAACAGAAUUUUGAUAUUUACCUACAGUAGGUACAUAACUGCAGUUCAACGAGAUUAUUUCUAAUCGAUCUGCACGAUUGUAAUAUAUAUUAUUAGUGUUAUAUUACUAAAAAUCAGCUAGGUAUACCAUGUGUUGUUAUUGCUUAUCAAUCAAUUAUAUCCGCAGAGAAAAACACUACAAACCGGGCAGUGUUCACCGUCAAGUGUUCGGUUCUUCCAACGUGGGCACCAUCAAAUCCGUCCUGUUGAUCUGGAACCAUUCGACCACGAUAAACAUACUGACGUGGAGAUUCGAAGCGCCGGUCAUUUACGUAGAGUCGAUGACUAUCGAGACGUUCAACGGCGGUCAAAAGUAAUACAACAGUGCUAUUAUAAAAUUAAUAAUAAUAUUAGUACAUCGACGGGGACACGGCAAAAGGGUCUUAGCGACACGGCUUCGCUAUUCCGCGGAGAAAUACGUGUUUCGUCCAUUGCGCGUGCGCAAAAACAGCUGCGGCCAUUAUCUAAAGAAAAAUUUGAAUUUUGAGUUUGGGGUAUAAACCGUACUUUGUAUUUUGUCUUCUCAAUUAUCUCAAUUACAGAGUCUAAACGACAAUAAAAGCUAAUCGACAAUGCGUAUUCACAUUAAGGACGUACACACAAAAAAAAAAAAAGUAUUCAAUGAGAUUAUUCCCUAUUCCAACCGGAAAAACGUUAUUGACAACCUAAACAAAAAAAAAAAGUUAAAUUCACAAAUAAAUGAUUUUCGCAGACUCUCCCGAAAGGCUUAAAACUGUGAAUCGUGUCGCUUAGACCCUUUGGCCGUGUCACCAUCGAUAUAUGUAAGGCUGCGGUACAAAAACGAUCGUGACAUUAUCGAACCGUCAAAAUGUAGGGUCCUGUGGUUAUGGGUAUAUCAUCGUGUAGACCGUUCUUGAACGAAAUGACGCAUCGGUCGUUUUAAAAUAAAUCAGAAAAUUAUCAUGGUUCGCGGGGCAUUGGUUUUAAGGGGUUUUCUGUGUCUAAAUGGACGCACGAUUAAGUCCAUUAGACACCCAUUAACGGAGGAUAUUGCGUCCACUAGUGUGUCCACUAGAAAAUAAACGGUAUAAUACGUUUGAAUUAGUGGAACGAAAUUGUACAUCUUAUAUUGGAAACGCUCUCACUGGUGGGGGAAGGAAGUAACUGAAUAAAGUACAAAAUGUAGAGCAAUGAUUUAGUUUAUCUGCGCACGGAGCUUUUUUUUAAGAAAGGUGACUGAACACACAGUGAAUAUUCAAUAACGAAUGUCCUAAUGAUCCGUGCGAGCGACAGUAGAGCUUUAAGAAUAAUUAUGACUGCAGAGAAAGUCGAUGGUCGAGCGGAAACGGGGAAAAGUGAUCCGCAGAGUUUUUUUUUUAGUUUUAUUUAGGUAGGUACAAUAAUUAUUACGUCAUGAUUAAGUUCGGCAAUAAAUGUAUUUGUAUAAUAUACGAAUAUUAUUUUAUUUACGUUAUUUAUUAUAAAAUAUUGUAUUCUAUCCUCGAGCCUUUUUUUGAGUUCUGAAACUUUAAAACUGAAAAUAUCGGGAAUAUUGACAACUAUGGUCGUUGUUCCUCCUCGCGACUCUUAUUCAUAUACGGUACAAUCGAUAUAAUAUCGUUGUUAGAUACAUCGUGCGGUUGAAUUGUUGUUAAUUUUUUUCGUUUUUUCGUUUGUUUUUCAGACUCAAAUUAUGUCCGCCGAAAUUAAUAGCGUUGGAAGCCGGUCUGUCGUUCAGGAUGGUACCAUGUUAACGGUCCGUCGUCAUAAAAUAUAUACCACAAAAUAUUAUAUUAGCCGCGUUUCGACGAUGCAAUUUUUAACAGCCCGGUCACUGGUUUAGCGAACUAGUUUUAGCAUACUGUUCGACUGCGCAAUUGUCAAAUGAAUCGUCGAAAAACAAGAAUGCAUUUUUCGACCACCGGGUUGUCCUAUUGUUCUCGGCGGAAAAUUACAUCGUCAAAACGCGCCUAUUACCUAUCUUAUAUUUUUUCAACACUAUAUCGUACCUACCUAUAUCCGUAAAUCUCACGAUUAAUUUAUUGCACUAUAUUUUUAAGUAAAAAAAUUGUAUUCGAUUUUUAACGGUAGUCGUGCGUUUUACAUUAUUUACAUUUAUACACUGGAGAUAAUAAUAAUAUGAUUGCGUAUUUUUGAUUCGUACCAUUGUUGUAAUAUUAUUGUAAGACUUGUACAAAAUUAUUAUUGUCAGUAUAACUACUAAUAGUAAGUAAAUUCUAAGUUAUAUAUAUAUUAUAUUAUACAUUACACCAUUUCAUGUACACUACAUUUCACUACCUACAUUUUUUUUUUUUUUUAGAUUUGAUGCAUUUUUAUUUAUUUUUUUAUACGUAUUUUUUCGUUUUUACAUUAUACUAUAUCGUAAUAUAACCGUAAUAUAUAUUGAAUAUUAUAUUUUGUGCACAAAUACUAUACAAUUAUUUAAUCUAUUAUAAGUACUCUCGUAUGUGUAGUAUGUACCUGACCCGGCGGUGUAUUUUUCAGGGGAGGGGGUUGCUUUCAAACCCCCUUACUCCCAGGCGCAUAUAACUUCUAUUAUAUUAGUGGGCUUGGUAUGAUUUAGGUCUAAACUGUAAUAAUGAAUAAGCCCCCUCCCUAAAAAAAACCAAGGUAAAUACGCCAUUGAGUGUGUAACGUCUGUGCGUCGAAUGUGUAUACCUACCUACUUGCUUACGUACAUUUCGUGAACGAUCAAAAUAAAGAAGUUUAUCGUCAACAAAUUAUUGUAAUCGUCUUAUAUUUAUUGAUUUUUAAAAUUACAUUGUUGCAUAAUAAAUUAGUUAAACAAUACUCUUGAUACAAAUGAAU
This is a messenger RNA of Cinara cedri, 10424 nucleotides long. Lineage: Eukaryota; Metazoa; Arthropoda; Insecta; Hemiptera; Aphididae. The record is from the annotation of a GenBank genome assembly.